UUUGUCCUCUACCCCUCUGUUUUAUUCUCAAUCUUGCGCUCUUUUCACCACUAUAUUAAUUAUAUCCUCAGCAAAUGCAAUAUACUCUGCAAAUACUUGCGUUCUUCAGAAACAAGAACUCUUGUUUUGUCUCAGAAAAAUGUCCAUCAACUCGAAUGAAGAUGAUCCCACUCUCGCGAAGCUCGAAUCCGCGUGUUCUGAUCUCAAGAACCUCCUUCAUGCUUCAUCCAGCAUGGAAACAAGCCUGACAAAAAUUGAUGAAAAGUUCUUUACCAUGAAAGAAACUUUAAUAGUGGCCUCAAAAAGAGUGGCUCCUCUGCAGACACUUUCUAUAGCUACUAAGGCGCUUGAUUCGCGGAUAAAUCGUGCUGUCUCUCCUGCUCUGGCAUUGCUGGACAGUUUCAAACUCUUUGAGUCACUGCAGAGCAAGCUGAUUGAGCUGUCUGCAAAAUUAGCUGAGAAUAAAGUUCCUGAAAAGCGCGUAAAGUUGCUGCUUGAGUUUGUUGAUUGUGUUGAUAAUCUGAAUAGAGCUAUUAAUAUGAUUAGUCAAGAAGGAGAGCCGGCAAUUCAGAGGUUGCAGGAAGUGGUUGAGUUUUUGAGCAGGACUAAAGCCACCGAUCAGUAUCGUACUCAUAGACUUAAAGAGACUUUGAUCACUUUGAAAGUUCUUUAUGAGACUGAAGUUGAUGCUAUGAAGUUUGAUGGAUUGCUCGACGAGGCAUUGCUGAAUUUGCAAGAUGAGUAUGAGUAUUGCUUGCAGCAGUUGAAGCAUCCGAAUAUCGGGGAGGUGGCAAAUGGUGGUAGUGAUGAUGAUUCAGUGGUUGAGGUGGGGGAGCCUUCGGAUUUGGGUAGUGAAGAGGAGAUUGAAGUUCUUAAAAGAAUCUCGGAGACUCUUGCUGCUAAUGAUUGCCUGGACAUAUGCAUUGAUAUCUUUGUCAAGGUGAGGUAUAGAAGAGCAGCAAAAGCGCUGAUGAGAUUGAGCCCGGAUUACCUCAGAACUUACGAUCCACAAGAAAUUGAUGAGAUGGAAUGGGGGAAUUUGGAAACCUCCAUCUCUCUAUGGAUCCAGCACUUUGAGCUCGCGGUCAAGACUGUUUUUGUAUCCGAGAAGAAGCUGUGUGACCAAGUUUUAGGCAACAUCAUGGAUGGAGUCAUUUGGCCUGAAUGCUUUGUAAAAAUCGCGGACAAGAUCAUGGCCGUCUUCUUCAGGUUUGGUGAAGGUGUGGCAAGAAGCAACAAAGAGCCUCAAAAGCUCUUCAAGCUAUUAGACAUGUUUGAUUCGCUAGAGAAACUAAAGCCUGAAUUUGCUGAGAUCUUUGAAGGGGAAGCUGGAGCUGAUAUAUUUUCAAGAUUUAGAGAGCUUGAGAAGCUUAUUGUUCAUGCAUCCACCAAAGUCUUUUGGGAAUUUGGACUUCAAAUUGAAAGCAACCAAGAUGGUUUACCUCCUCCACAAGAUGGUACAGUCUCAAAAGUCGUUCGUUACGCCAUCAAUUAUCUCAAAUAUCUUGCUACUGAUGCUUAUAGUUCACCUAUGGCUCAAGCUCUGAGAACUGAACAAGUUUGGAAAGCUGGUGUUCUUUCAAAACCUGAAACAGAUGAAAGUUUACUAAAAAACGCCAUAUACAACAUCGUCGAAGCUCUUCAACGCAACAUAGAGGCCAAAAGAGGACGUUACAAGGACAAAAUCUUGCCUCAUAUCUUCGCGAUGAACACGUACUGGUACAUUUACAUGAGGACUAGAAACACGGAACUUGGUACUCUACUAGGGGAGCAGUACAUGAAAAAAAGGUACAAAAUGGUUGCAGAAGAAUCUGCUUACUUGUACCAAAAGCAAGCUUGGGGAAGUUUAGUAAGAUUGCUUGACAACGAAGAGAAUAACAGACUCAACAAAGAAGGACUUGGGCCUUUGGUAAGAGGCAAAAUGGAGGCUUUCUUGAAGGGCUUCAAUGAAAUCACACUAAGGCAUAGAAGUACUUAUAAUAUACCAGAUGAAGACUUGAGAGAACAGAUGAAAGAGGCUACUAUUAAGCUUGUUGUGCCAGCAUAUACAGAUUUCUUGAAUACCUAUUCAUCUGUUCUGCAAGUUGAGUCUUAUUUGAGUCCUGAAUCAAUGCAAGGUGUUUUGCUUAAGAUUUUUGGUGGUGGCAAACCAGGAAGCAGCAACCGAAGGCGCGACAGAGUGAUGCAGGGAAGGAGCUCGGUGUCUAUAUCGAGUGAUCGGAAUUCAGAGAAAAUGGACUUUAGGAGGACAAAAUCAAGUGCAAGUGAAGCAUGAAAAUAUUAACUGGAUUGGUAAUAAGAUCAGUGUACAAUAAACAGGUUCAGUGAUAGGCAUUAGGCACUUGUAUGUUUCUUGGUUUUGGGAAUUACAUAUUGUAGUACUUUUGUUAUUGCAAUGUCAAUAUAUUCAAAUGCUUGUGUCUUGAA
This is a messenger RNA of Daucus carota subsp. sativus, 2427 nucleotides long. Its product is annotated as exocyst complex component EXO70I. Lineage: Eukaryota; Viridiplantae; Streptophyta; Magnoliopsida; Apiales; Apiaceae. Gene Ontology annotation, molecular function: phosphatidylinositol-4,5-bisphosphate binding. The transcript has 2 exons. The record is from RefSeq and is a predicted model, not a curated record. Gene Ontology annotation, cellular component: exocyst. Gene Ontology annotation, biological process: exocytosis. Bases 140 to 2275 code for a protein of 711 amino acids.